AUGACGAUCAUCACGACGCAGAACAACAACAGCAACGAACAAAACGUCUUCACCAACGAGCAAUGGGCCUCUCAGCAGCAGCGCUCAGCCAUCCGGCAAGUCCUGAAAACGAACCGCGUCGACUCGUCACGCUCUAUGCAAGCCUCGCUGAACGAAUUCCGGCACUGGACGCCGUCUGAAGUCAGCGCGCUCUUCGCCAGCGACGACUACCCCGCGCUCAAGGACCGCAAGCUCUGCCCGCUCGGCCCCGAAAUGCGGUAUCCACCGCCGGGAGCGCGUCGCUGGGGCGAACUCGCCGCCAAAAUGGCCGUCGUCGGCGUGGCCGACGCCGCGCUCUUCGCGACCUCGCGCCUGUACUCGGCGCUGCCCGCAAAGUACCAGAACCAGUGGACUGAGACGAUCAAGGAGAGUGGGUAUCAGGGCUCGGCGCAAGACCAGUUCGACGAGGCGGGGCGGGCGAUGCGGCAGCUGCGAGGCGAGAUGGUGGCGACGUCGACGUUCGUCUCGGCGCCGCUGAGGCUGGUCGAGCAGGCGGCCGACUCGCGGCAGGCGCUGUGCGUGAACAGGAAGGGCGAGUUCCGCGUCAUGAGCGAAGGCUACGCGGCCAUAUCGCACGUGUGGGGCGAGACGAUGGGGCUGGAGCACGGCGGCGAGAAGAUCAAGCAGGACGGCCGCGGGAUGUUGCGGCGUCACUUCGACCGCCUGAUGGAGCCGGCGCUGCGCUGCGGCUACGAGUGGCUCUGGCUCGACCUGCUGGCCAUCCCCAAGAGAUCCACCGUGUCUAACAACGCCCCUGACGGCCAUGACGGCGGCUAUCUCACACGGCUCAAGACCCGCGUCAUCAACACCCUCGACGCCGUCUACCGCAACGCCGCCGCCGUCAUCGUCCUCGACUCCUUCCCGCUGCUCUACCGCGGCGCCGACCCCGCCCACGCCGCCGCCCUGCUCGUCUGCGGCCCUUGGCUGACGCGCGUCUGGACCUACCAGGAAAUCAAGCUCGCCCGCCGCGCCCUCCUCGCCACCGGCAGCCCUCAGGGCUUCGUCGACUUCGCCACCAUCCGCGCCCACCUCUCGCAGCUAUCCUCCCGCGACGCCCCCCGCUGGGAACAGCUGCACAAAACCUUCUGGCGCCUGCAGUCCGUCCACGCAAUCACAGACGGCAGGACAACCGAACUCGGCAUCAACCUCGCCGACAUCGCCCUCUCCUGCACCAACCGCACCACCAACAACGAAAAGGACUACGCCCGCGGCUUCUUCGCCCUGCUCCGCCUGCAGUGGGACCCGGACUGGUCGUCCUACGACGACGGCAUCCGCCACGUCUACGAGCGCCGGCCCCGCGAGGCGGCCGUGGUCGCCGCCAUGCACGGCCCGCGCGGCCUGGCGAGCCCGUGGAGUUGGGCGCCGAGGUUCUUGGUGGGGUUGCAGGGGAGGGUGAAUUUGCCGGAUGAGUUCUUUUGUGAUGCCGCCGGAGGAGGGCUGAGGGGCUGGUGGCAUGAGGUGCCUGUCACCCGGUUUGGCAGGUGGCGCGCGUGGUGCGUGCCCGGCGAGGAACAGCAGCAGGUGGCUAUGUUAAUAGGCGUGCGCGACGCCGCGGGGUGCGAGCGCGAGGUCCACGUCCUGCUGGCGGAUGCGGAGCGGGCGCGCGUGCGGGACGUCGAGGGCUGGGUCGAGCUGAUCGCGACUGGGAGAGCGGUCAUGCUGGCUGCGAGCGAGAUGGCGGUUUCGCCCGACUGCGUCUUUCCGACUGUGUUGUUGGCGUUGAGGGAUGAUUCGGGUGGUGGCAAGGCGCGGGACGUGGAUGAGUUGAAGGCCGGUCAUGUGGUUUUUAGUGGGGUGCUUGUGGAUGCGGGGAGGGAGGGGUUGGAUGCUUCGUUGGGGCAGUGGGUGUUGAGGUAG
Molecule: messenger RNA, 1896 nt
Organism: Lasiodiplodia theobromae
Lineage: Eukaryota; Fungi; Ascomycota; Dothideomycetes; Botryosphaeriales; Botryosphaeriaceae
Product: Monocarboxylate transporter
Exons: 1
Coding region: 1-1896 (631 amino acids)
Source: RefSeq, a predicted model, not a curated record